Serendipita indica DSM 11827 is the source of this 2565-nucleotide messenger RNA. The record is from the annotation of a GenBank genome assembly. NCBI's taxonomy places the organism in Eukaryota, Fungi, Basidiomycota, Agaricomycetes, Sebacinales, Serendipitaceae.
AUGACAGAUAGAGCCACGCAAUACGGUUACAGCGUCCCUGAUUCUCAUCAUUUUCCCUCCUCAUUGGUAGAGCUGGUGCAAAAGAUCGACCCGGCUGCGACGCAGUACACGGCACCCGACGGGAGCAAUCCUUUCAUCCACAAAAAGAUUCUGGUCAUCGCAGGCGGAAGGGAUACUCUCGUCCCGUGGAAGUUUACCAAACCGUUCUUCGACUCAUUACACGUCGGAUCACGAGGCAGCAAGGAAUCGUUUGUAGACGAGGAUGCCGGCCAUGAAUGGACGGCAAGAAUGGCAGACAGAAUGGCAGCGUUUAUCACAGCCAGUUGCUUGCUAUUCGGGGACCUGGACUCGAGAACUACUGAAGACCGAGACUUGCUUCCAGUAGAGCGCGUUCGCCUGCAGGAAGACAAUGUCGACAUCUCCAACUUUGUUACCACGAUAUGUACCGGGUUCGAGCGAUUAUCGAGACAGAAGAGCAUCCCAAAGAUGGCAUUCCGUGUCGGCGACACGGUAGAGGUCAAGUCGUCCACAAAGCUGCCAAUCAUCGCCGUCGUUACCUCUGUGCACGAGAUUUCACUCAAAGAAGGAAUAGCUAUCGACGAAACAUUAGAAGAUUUCGAGUUCUCGCCGCUCAAAGCGGUCGUCCAUCGCUUCGAGCUCGCAGGAUCGAUGAGGGUCAACAGGACUGCGCGUCCGCAUGUCGAGAAUGAGGUGUAUUAUCUCGUGAAAGACGCAUUGGUAACCGACGUCGCCUCCAUUGUGCGACACUGUGAGAUUGUACCAAAGGAAGAUGGAGCACCUUUUAUCGCGACUGGUGCCCUAUCGCGCUACAUAACGGAGGCGUCGUACGACCCCGUCACUGGGAUGUACUUUCCGCUCAAAUGGGCUGAAUUUCAUCGCGAUAAGACGACCACAGUACAAUCCGACAGAAUCAGCCAGUGGGAUAUACACCUAGAUUAUAAAGCGCUGGCUCAACAGAAGAAACGACUAGGGCGUCUAGGCUCUCCAUCGAGCUCGGAAGAAGAGUCGGAGGAUAAUGCCGUCGAACCAUUGGACGAACCAGAAGAGAGUGAUGACUCUGGAGGUGUUCCAGAAGCGGAUGAUGACAUGGAACGAGAAGCCAUGUCCGAGGACUCUCAAAACGAGCGAGGCAAGAAGCGAAAACUCGGGGCGGCUUCACAGUUAAUGGCCAUAACACCACGUCGAAAGAGACGUGCUGUCUUACCUACUCCUCACUCUAAAGCGGCUCUCAAGUCGCGAAGGAAAUUCAAGAUACGACCUCCCACCGUUACAGCUCAGGACAAUACGACUCUGUACACGAUGGAAGAUGAUCCUUUUCUCCGGGCGAUGUAUACGCUACAUGUCGGCGAAAGACCGGACACCCUGCCAUGCCGAGAUGACGAAUACGUCAACAUAUUCGAGAACGUCCUGGGACUUCUACAAGAGGCAUCGGGAGGGUGCAUAUAUAUAUCUGGAACUCCGGGUACGGGCAAGACCGCAACAAUUCACACUAUAAUAAGGGAGCUCAAGAUCAUGGCCUCAAACAAUGAAUGUAACCCUUUCACCUUUGUCGAGAUUAACGGGCUGCGAGUGCCAGAGCCAAACGCAGCGUAUCCACUCCUGUGGGAGGCUAUCGUUGGACACGACGCCGCCGCAUUCGGCCAUCUUAAGAUUAGCCCCAGAGAAGCGCUGAGACGACUUACACUCCAUUUCGGCGUUGGCGCCUCUGAGAACAUGGGACCAGCAUGUAUUGUCUUAAUGGACGAAUUGGAUCAACUCGUGACGACAAAGCAGGAUGUGGUGUACAAUUUCUUCAACUGGCCGAACCUGUCGGGCUCGAAGCUGAUUGUUCUCGCCGUAGCCAAUACACAUGACUUGCCGGAACGAGCCCUCUCCGCCAAGGUGAGGAGUAGACUCGGCAUGAUUCGCAUCAAUUUUGCCCCGUAUACCAAACAACAGCUUAUAGAGAUAGUGGAGUCGCGGUUGAAACGUGCACAAGAAGGAGCUCUGAACAUCCAGGCCGUAAUCAAGGACGAUGCGAUCAAAUAUGCAGCGACGAGAGUCGGGGGUAUUAGCGGUGAUGCGAGACGGGUUCUUGAUAUUUGCAGGCGUACGGUUGAGCGUACUCGAGGAAAAGGGCGUGCUGCAACGAUUGCCGAUGUGAUGCAUGUCAUCUCGCUUACCCAGAACACGCCUACUGCUAGCUAUGUUGCACAGUGCAGCUUUCACGAAAAGACGAUGCUCGCUGCCGCCCUCAUGGAGAUUCGCUGGACCGGGGUUGAGGAGUUUACGUGGGAGAAGCUACGAAGUCGGCACCAAGGUCUACUCUUGCAGCUGAACAUUGACGAGGACGCUCCUCAGCUCCGGCCAACGGACGAGCAGCUGGCUGGAAUCCUUGAUGCGUUGGUCAACGCUGGCCUGCUUUCUGUAGAGCCCGGCGCAAUUGCGAAGAGAAAGCCGUUGGAUGAUCGGAAGAUUAUAUUGACGGCUGAAAAGCAGGAGGUCAAGCGGACUCUGGUUGAGAUAGGACAGAGAUGGCAUGCAACCCUCGGAGUAGACACAUGA